CCGGGUCUGUGCCGGGGCUGCGGGAAGGGCGCGGGACGCUUUCUUGUGCUUUGCUCUGUGGCCGUCGCCAUGUGGGCCACCCUGAGGUCAGCCCUGCGGCCGUGCGCCCGCGCCGCUGCCCCUCGGCUGCGCGCCUAUCACGGGGACUCGGUGGCCACGCUGGGCACCCAGCCGGACUCGGCCUCUGCCGUCUACCAGGAGAACUAUGAACAGAUGAAAGCACUAGUAAAUCAACUCCAUGAACGAGCCCGGUAUAUAAGACUAGGAGGUGGUGAGAAAGCCCGAGCCCGGCACACAUCAAGAGGAAAACUAUUACCAAGGGAAAGAAUCGACAAUCUUAUAGACCCAGGGUCUCCGUUUCUGGAAUUAUCUCAGUUUGCAGGUUACCAGUUAUAUGGCAACGAGGAGGUCCCCGCGGGUGGCAUUAUUACAGGCAUUGGAAGAGUGUCAGGAGUAGAAUGCGUGAUUGUUGCCAAUGAUGCCACUGUCAAAGGAGGCACCUACUACCCAGUAACUGUGAAAAAACACUUACGAGCGCAAGAAAUUGCACUAGAAAACAGGCUUCCCUGCAUCUACUUAGUUGAUUCAGGAGGGGCAAACUUACCUCAACAAGCAGAUGUAUUUCCAGAUCGAAAUCACUUUGGCCGCAUAUUCUAUAAUCAGGCAAUUAUGUCUUCUAAAAAUAUUACACAGAUAGCAGUGGUCAUGGGCUCUUGUACGGCAGGAGGUGCUUAUGUGCCUGCGAUGGCUGAUGAAAACAUUAUCGUACGCAAGCAGGGAACCAUUUUCUUGGCAGGACCCCCGUUGGUUAAAGCAGCGACUGGAGAGGAGGUGUCGGCUGAGGAUCUUGGAGGUGCUGAUCUUCAUUGCAGAAAGUCUGGAGUAACUGACCACUAUGCUUUGGAUGACCAUCAUGCCCUUCACUUAACUAGGAAGGUUGUGAGGAGUCUAAAUUAUCAGAAGAAACUGGAUGUUACCAUUGAACCUUCUGAAGAUCCUUUAUUUCCUGCCGAUGAGUUGUAUGGAAUAGUUGGUGCUAACCUUAAGAGGAACUUUGAUGUCCGAGAGGUCAUUGCUAGAAUCGUGGAUGGAAGCAGAUUCAAUGAGUUCAAAGCUUUAUAUGGAGACACAUUAGUUACAGGAUUUGCUCGAAUAUUUGGAUACCCAAUAGGUAUCAUUGGAAACAAUGGAGUUCUCUUUUCUGAAUCUGCAAAAAAGGGUGCUCACUUUGUUCAGUUAUGCUGCCAAAGAAAUAUUCCUCUGCUGUUCCUUCAAAACAUUACUGGAUUUAUGGUUGGUAGAGACUAUGAAGCUGAAGGAAUUGCCAAGGACGGUGCCAAGAUGGUGGCUGCCGUAGCCUGUGCCCAAGUGCCUAAGAUAACCAUCAUCAUCGGGGGGUCGUAUGGGGCAGGAAACUAUGGCAUGUGUGGCAGAGCAUAUAGCCCAAGAUUUCUCUACAUGUGGCCAAAUGCUCGGAUCUCAGUGAUGGGAGGAGAUCAGGCAGCCAAUGUAUUAGCCACAAUAGCAAAGGACCAAAAAGCCCGGGAGGGAAAACAGUUUUCCAGUGCUGACGAGGCAGCUUUAAAAGAGCCCAUCAUUAAGAGGUUCGAAGAGGAAGGAAACCCUUACUAUUCCAGUGCAAGGCUGUGGGAUGAUGGGAUUAUUGAUCCAGCAGACACCAGACUGGUCCUGGGUCUCAGUCUUAGUGCAGCCCUCAACGCACCAAUCCAGAAGACUGAAUUUGGCGUCUUGAGGAUGUAACUGGAAUAUAAAACAUUUUCCAUUGGGCUUGUACCGAAAAUUAACACAUGUAGUAGCCUUAAGAUUUUAGACCUUUUGAGCAUGGGGCUAUUACCAUAAAAUUUUUUUCCUUAACACAGUGCAUUGUAAAAAAUCAAUGACGAUAUUUAUUUGAUGAACAUCAAUUCCUUUUAAAUUUUCUUACAGAAAUUUCUCUACAGCUUAAGUUUUACCACCCAUAAAAUGAAGAGAAUAAUUUACAGUUAUUUUCUAACCCACAAUCAGUAUGAAAAGUUCUGUAAUCUAUAAAUUCCAGGUAUUAUUCAGAUUAUUAUAAAAAUUUGUAUUUUCACUAUAAUGAUUGUUUUGCUGAUUGUGCUUGAUGAUAUUUUAACAAACUUAUUUUUAAAAAGCAUCUAUUACUUUCCUCUUUAGCCGUCAUUCUGUCUCCUUCCCCUAAUAGUCAGUCUUCUCAUUGUCUGCACUCUAAGCUCUAUUUUCUAACCCACUCCCUGCUCACCCAACCCCUUUCUGGCUCCCACUGCCAACAGCUCUCUCCAAACCAUUGAUCUCCCAUGUCGCUCAAACCAGUAGGUUCUUUUCUGGCCUCAUCUGAUUAAACUCUGUAGCAUUUUAUUUUUUAUUUAUUUUUAUUUUUAUUUUUGUCUUUUUCGUGACCAGCACUCAGCCAGUGAGUGCACUGGCCAUUCCUAUAUAGGAUCCGAACCUGCGGCGGGAGCGUUGCCACACUCCCAGCGCUGCACUCUCCCGAGUGCGCCACGGGUUCGGCCCAAACUCUGUAGCAUUUUAAUCAGUUGAACACUUCCUCCUUGAAGGGCUGUCCUUAGCUUCCACAACUUAACACUCUAGGUUUCUAUCAGCCUCUUUGGCCAUUCAUUUUUAGUGUGCUUUGUACACUCUAUCUCUACUGCUCGCCCCCCCCAUUUUUCUUGGUUUUCAUUAGUAAUACAUGAAUACAUUCUUAUUCUAAAAGAUACAAACAACACAGGAUUAUCUCUUUAUUCUUUUUAAAAAAAUUGUAAGAUACACAUAAUGUAAAAUUUACCAUUUUAACCAAUUUAAAUGUACAGUUCAGUGUCACUCAGUACCUUCAAACUGUUGUGCAACCAUCACUACUAUCCAUGCCAGAACUUGUUCAUCAUCCCAAACUGAAACUUUGUAUCCAUUAAACAAUAACUCCCCAUUUCCCCCUCUCCCCAGCCCCAGGCACAUCUCAUUCCUAAGUGUAUGUGUUUCUUUUGGCUCAAUUUAUUCUUGCUGGGCCAUUUCAGCCCCUCUCAUGGCUUCAGUUGCCAUCUAAACACAGAUGAUCCCUGCAUUGACAGUUCUUAGCACACUUCUCCCCUGAGCUUCAGACCCACAUCUCUCACAGAUCCACUGGACAUCUGUACUGGUUGUCUUAGAGAAAUCUCAAACUCAGUCAUCAAGUCAUAUUGAUUUUGCCUCCCAACUAUGUCUUGAAUUCCCAUACUUAUUCUCAUCUUUCACUACCACAGUCCUUAGAAGUAGUCUACCUUCAUCCAGUCUUAUCUAGUCCAUCUGUCCAUCCCUCUGGAGUUAGAAUGGCCAUUUUGAAGUGCACAUCUUGUCAUGCUACUCCCUUAUGUAAAAUCCUUCAGUGGUUUCUUGUAGAAGACGUGCCAACCUCCUAGUGACCUCCAUGAUCUUGGUUGUCACUUCUUUAAUCUCAUUGCCUUGAUUCUUUUCACAGGCUCCAGCCAUUCUAGACUUCUUCCAGUUCUUUGAACAUACCAAGUCCUUCCCACACUAGGGUCUACAAGGUUCCCUCUGCCAGAACUGUUCUACUCUCCUUUCUUCUUCAACACUGAUCCUUAGCUUAAGCACAUGAUUCUCUCAUUUUAAACACCACUUCCUUAGGGAUGUCUCUGUGACCUCCCUGGACUGGGUUAGCUUUCUUACUAUAUACCCUUAUAAAGCUCCAUCUACUUCCUUUAUCACAAACUCAUCAUUUUACAAUAAACAUUUCUUUAAUAUUGUCCUGCUAGAGUGUAAGCUCUAUAAGAGCAAGGAUCUUCCUGUUUACCCUGACACUUGUAGGUAUCUGGCACUUAAUUUGUUGAAAUAUUUAUUUGUUGAAUGAAUGAAAAAUUCCAUUUUGUAAUUGAUGUGAUCAGGCCACAUAGUUCUAAAAUUAGAGGGGGAUUAGUGAUUGAUUAUAUGAGCUAAUACAACCAUCAGAUGUUUUCCUUAUAAAAUUAAUAUUUCAAACAUUUGUGUGUGAUGUUCAACUUAGGCUACAUCUGUGUAUCAUGAAGUCAAUUUAGUUUAUUUGGGUUGGGGAGUACAGGUUAGAUGAUCACAAUUCAGAGGUAGGUUGCAUUUUUAGAAGGAACACAUUUAAGUAUUUGAAAAUAGUAAAUUAUGUUAAAUUUUCAAUUAAAAUUUUCAUCCUUGUCAGAAAACAAAAUGGUUUUCUUUUUCAAGACUAUGUGAUUUUGCUUUGCUAUGAAUCAUCAACUAAUCAAGGAUUCAUGGAUAUUUAGUGAUUUUGCCUUCUCUUUUAGGAAGAUCAUGGUCAUCACUAAAACCACAUUCAAAUGACUUAGGUUAUUUUGUAUAUUUUA
This is a messenger RNA of Cynocephalus volans (Philippine flying lemur), 4346 nucleotides long. RefSeq names its product methylcrotonyl-CoA carboxylase subunit 2 (gene MCCC2). The transcript is spliced from 17 exons. Gene Ontology annotation, cellular component: mitochondrion; methylcrotonoyl-CoA carboxylase complex. Gene Ontology annotation, molecular function: methylcrotonoyl-CoA carboxylase activity. Gene Ontology annotation, biological process: L-leucine catabolic process. The coding region runs from base 70 to 1761 and encodes 563 amino acids. NCBI's taxonomy places the organism in Eukaryota, Metazoa, Chordata, Mammalia, Dermoptera, Cynocephalidae. The record is from RefSeq and is a predicted model, not a curated record.